Molecule: messenger RNA, 417 nt
Organism: Coprinopsis cinerea okayama7#130
Lineage: Eukaryota; Fungi; Basidiomycota; Agaricomycetes; Agaricales; Psathyrellaceae
Exons: 2
Coding region: 1-417 (138 amino acids)
Source: RefSeq, a predicted model, not a curated record
AUGUUUUCCGUUCCCCAACCUGAAAGCACUGCCAAUCCUUCAGAGUGCCCGAUUGUCAUCCUCCACCAUGACUCUGCUGCAGACUGGGAACUGGUGCUCCGCCAAAUAUACGAUGGAUUCAGGGAAUUCCGCUCGUAUACAGCUUUCAGCGUGAGGGUGCUGAUGGCCAGCGUGUCUCUCGCCGACAAGUACAACAUAGUCCACCUUCGAAAGGAAGCCGCGAGUCGCCUGAGAAGAACAUUCAACGGGGACUUCAGAAACUUCCCCCAAGCGGUCAAAAUCCGCAGUCAAUGGGUCUUUCUGGGAAAGGAUACUUCUCUGGGAGACCUAAUCAACCUCGCCUUUCGCUAUGGAUUGCGCUACUGCCUUCCUUCCAUGUACCUAGUGGCUCUUCACGACGAGGUCCUCUUCCACUAA